UUUAUUUUUUUGAAAUUAUUCUAGAAAAGUAAGAUAAUUUUGAGGUUUUUUUUUGGGAUUAUUAUGGGUACUCAAACACAAAAACAUAUGAUGGAUGAUGGGUUAAUGUUGUCAAGACAAGGGUCUACUACUUUAUAUAAUUUAACAUUAGAUGAAGUGCAACAGCAGCUAGGUGAUUUAGGAAAGCCUUUUAGUAGUAUGAAUCUUGAUGAGCUUCUUAAAACUGUUAAUCAUCCGAAUGACUAUACGGAUCUUGAUUCGGGGAUCACGAAAAAGACGGUUGACGAGGUGUGGAGAAGUAUUCAAAUGGGUCAGAAAGAUAUUAAGAAUGGUGGUGAUGGUGGUGGUAGUGUUAGUGAUGGGACUGGGAGUGGUUUUAAGAAUGGUGGUGAUGGGAACAGACAAGGGACUCUUGGUGAGAUGACGCUCGAGGACUUUUUGGUGAAGGCGGGAGUGGUUGCGGAUUCGAGUGGCGAGAAGAAGGAAAGUGAGGAAAUGAGUGUUGUUGACAUGCAAGGAGGAGAGUGGAUGAACAUGAAUUACCCUCAAAUGCCGAUGAUUGAGCAGCAACAAAGUUUAGUUAUGGGAGGGCAUUAUCCAGUUCAGCAGCAAAGUGCGGGUUUGGGUGCUGGUAGCGGUGUGAUGGAUGUGGGAUAUAUGUCACGGACUCCUCUGAUGGGAAGUUUAUCGGAUGCACAUAUGACUGGAAGGAAACGAUCGGCUUCUGGAGGUGUGAUUGAGAAGAGCGUGGAAAGGAGGCAAAAGAGGAUGAUUAAGAAUAGGGAGUCUGCUGCACGGUCACGAGCAAGAAAACAGGCUUACACCCAAGAGUUGGAGAAUAAAAUUUCACGUUUGGAAGAGGAAAACGAAAAGCUCAGGAGGGAGAAGGAGGUGGAGAAGGUUUUACCAUGUGUACCGCCCCCCAAACCAAAGAUUCAACUCAGAAGAACAACCUCAGCUUCUUUCUGAAAGUUAGUAUCAUGUUAAAGAUUGUGUAGAAGCUUUCUUGCCUUAGGUGUAGGUGUCGUUUCUUUUGCAGUCAGGAAUCACUAUGGAUAUGGGAUUGAUGGCAUGGUGGAAUGGGGGUGGGCACAAUUACCUUCCGUUGUUUCUUGCAGUCAUUUUUCCUUGUCAAGGAAAGCUUUGAAGAACAUGUAAUUCUAGUAAUGAAAGGGAAAGGGUUGUACAGACCUUCCUUUUCAAAUAGGCCAGCCUUGGUGUGCCUUUUUGGGUUUUGUUUUUUAUCUUGUUUAAAUGACAUUGCUAUGGAUGCUUUGUGUUUUCCUGCUUUUGUUUUUAAGUUCUUGAUACCAAGGUAUAACAGAUGGAUUUGUAAUAAGUAGAUGUUGUAUUGUCUCGUUUAUGAUCAUAUGUACAUCUGAUAGUGUUCUAAUAGUAUAGUGUUGGAUGUCUUAA
Messenger RNA from Erigeron canadensis, 1416 nucleotides. RefSeq names its product ABSCISIC ACID-INSENSITIVE 5-like protein 3. The transcript is spliced from 3 exons. Gene Ontology annotation, molecular function: DNA-binding transcription factor activity. Gene Ontology annotation, biological process: positive regulation of DNA-templated transcription. The record is from RefSeq and is a predicted model, not a curated record. Bases 64 to 969 code for a protein of 301 amino acids. Lineage: Eukaryota; Viridiplantae; Streptophyta; Magnoliopsida; Asterales; Asteraceae. Gene Ontology annotation, cellular component: nucleus.